Lathyrus sativus (Indian pea) is the source of this 852-nucleotide messenger RNA. The record is from the annotation of a GenBank genome assembly. NCBI's taxonomy places the organism in Eukaryota, Viridiplantae, Streptophyta, Magnoliopsida, Fabales, Fabaceae.
AUGUUGAGAGCUUGUCAGUUACGAGUUGGGUUACCGAUUCCAAAACUCUCUUCACUCUUCUCUUUCUCUUUCUCUUUUCCAUCCUAUUCUCACUCCCAAAUCCACACUUUUUCAUCUUCAAAACCCCUCCUUUUUCACUCACCUUCUUCUUCUUCUAUCAUGCCUCCCAAAUCAACAGCUUCGUUUAGUACUGGAGGAGGUAGUGCUGUUGAAGGUGGUGGCGAAAGGGAAAUAUUGGUGCAGCAUUUGUUGGUGAAAGAAGAUGAUCAGAGACUAUUGGUGGAUCUUCAACUAAGAGUCGCUAAAGGUGAAGAUUUAAGUGAUCUUGCUGUGGAUCAUUCAAUUUGCCCUUCUAAAGAUGAAGGAGGAAUGCUUGGGUGGGUUCGAAAGGGACAAAUGGUUCCUGAAUUUGAAGAGGCUGCGUUUAAUGCACCUUUAAAAAAAGUUGUAAGAUGCAAGACAAAAUAUGGAUGGCACCUACUACAGGUUUUAUCUGAAAGGGAAGAAUCUGUACUUAAAGACAUUCAACCUAAUGAGUUGCAUGUGAAAUUUCAAGAUCCCACCUUUUUAGAUGAGGCGCAGUUAAUUGAUGUUCGAGAGCCUGAAGAAGUGGCCACAGCAUCUUUGCCGGGAUUUACGGUUCUUCCCCUCCGACAAUUUGGAACAUGGGGGCCUGAAAUAAACACCAAAUUUGAUCCUCAAAAGGAUACAUAUGUUCUGUGUCAUCACGGUGCGCGGUCGUUGCAGGUUGCCAGGUGGCUGCAGUCACAGGGGUUCAGGAAAGUAUACAAUAUUUCCGGAGGAAUCCAUGCCUAUGCGGUGCAGGCCGAUCCAUCAGUUCCUACAUACUGA